CAGAGCAAAACACACUUUUCCUCCAACAAACAGAGUCCAGCAUGGAGCUGGAUGGAGCAUUACAGCAGGUGGAGUGAAGGAUGGAGGGGUCUGCUCCGUGUGCACGAACGUAUCUGGGUGUUUGGAUGGUUUCUGCAGCAGCAGUCGUCUGUAUGAGGAGGAAAUGGAGCGGAGGAGGUAACCCUGUGGAGUCAGAAACGAGGAGAUCCUGCAGUUAAAAGUCAAGAUGGAGACGUCCAGGUACAGGUACAAACAGAUCACGCUAAGAUCACACACAUGAUCACACACACCUCAGUGGAGCCGAGCCAGUGCAGACAGAGAGGGAACAAGCUUCGGGAAAGGAAGAGUCUGCAGAUUCAUGCUUUCACAGGGUUUGACCUGCAAAUUGUUUGUUUAAAAUGUGGUGAAAAUUAGUCUUUAUGAUGUUUGUGGAGUUUGGUUGUUACCUGAUGAAACACAGUAUCACUGUUAUAUCUGUUAUUUCAAAACAGUCACACACUCUUCAUUCUGUCAUGAAGCUACAUAAAUAUAACACUUAUUUUAGAUAGCUGGACACGUUAAACAAAAGACAAAGGUUUGGUUUUCUAAUACUAAACAUCACAUUAAACAAGCUGAUUUUGGCUCUGCAGAGCGUAAACAUCUGUCAAAGACAUUUUUCUAAAUAUAUCACUCUGUUUUUUCAUCUUCAGAAGGUUUUCUGUAUUUUACAAAAAUUGGAAGAUCUACCAGAGGUCAAUAAAGGCCGGAGUCAGUCCAGGAAUUAAAAUGUUGAAACCCAAUAAAAGAUCUGAGUCCUAAAAUUCUGUCCCUGCAUUUAUCAAACCUUACUGAUCUUUGCAGACACAGAGAUUGACUUUGACGUUAGUUUUCUUCCCGUAAUUUAAUAUUUCUCUGUCUUUAGUCGAUGUUCUUGCAGAAUUACUCUUCUUGGAGAAAGAGUCUGCCCUGAUGUUAAGUCUCUUGUAUUGCUCUAAAACACAGGGUGCUUUUAAUCACACUAAUUUAAACUUCCUCGUGUCCUGUCGUCUCCUCUGACCCAAUCAGCACCUCCACCAUCAUGGAUGGUAAAACUGCAGCCACGUGGAUGGUAAAGAAUCAUAAUAACUGCUCACACAAAUGAUGUAUGAUGGGAGAUUUUUGAUCAUUUCUAAUACACAAAUAUUUCAGAUCUCAUUCUGGCUGAGGCUGGUGCUGACAGAUAUCAGAGUGAAUCUUCAGGCGUUUAAUGACCUUUUAAAAAGCUGGAAUUUAUAUUUCAGCUUCACACUGAGGUCUUCUUCUGAAAUGAAUACUUUAUCCUGUGAUUUUACUUUUUUAAAAAGAAAAAUCUAAUAAAAUCUUUAAAAACCAAUAUCUCACAAAUCACAGAAACAUUUUGCAGAAUAAAAAAUAUUUUAAAAAAUUUUGAUAAAUCACAAAAAAACUGGAUUAUGAUAAAAUUAUUCUACAAAGAUAAAAAUUCACAAGAUUUCACACAGAAAUCAUGAGUAACAUUUAACAAAACACAGAAUGAUUUUCAUAAAAAUAGCUUUUUAACAUACAAAAAUUGUUCAAAAAAUAAUAAAAUAAUAAAAAAAUAAUGUUCAUGCACAAAAUGGAGGGUAGCGUCAGUUGUUUUCAUUAAAAAAUCCCGGCUUGCUGUUGACAACAAUGGCUGCAUUUUGUUUUUUUUUAAAUCUCCCAAUCUGGAGGGCAUUUUUAAAAGUUACCAUUUUCUUUAUCACAAGAAAAUGAUCCCUGUUAUGUCAGGAUAAUGAAAAAAAAAUCAUCAUCACAAGAAAACAAACUUUGUUACAUUCAAGUUAGAUAUAAUGCAUUUUUAUCAUGAGAUAACAGUGCAUACAAAAAAAAAAAAAAAGAAAGAAAACCCCAUGACAUUUCUUGUCUUCCAUAGCUAUAUCUCAGGAAAUCUUUGAUUAUUUUCUCUGAGUGGAUUUUUUUUUUCACAAACUGUUUUUAUUUUUAAAACUCAGUAUAAACGGAUUUAAUGUUUGUGUCUAUCUGAGUGUCUGUGAACGCUCAGUGGUAGGUUUGUACUGUCGGGGCCACCGUAGACCUGGAGCAGUCAGCUCUGUCUGUUGGCUGUAAUGUGUCUGAGCGCCUCCAGGGGGAGCCUGCAGACUGUUGCGCCUCCCGAUGGGAGGAGAAGGGGAGGAGGGGUGAGGAGGGGCUGUGAGGCUUUGUUAUGAUAGUAAAGGCUGAACUCGGUCAGCGGUUUCUCCUCACCGGGUCACGUUUCUGCUCUCAGAGGAGUUUGAGUCCGGAGCGGAGAGAGGAGGCGGACAAGAGCGGAGAGCCUGCAGGAGGAGGAAGAAAAAGAAGAAGAGGAGGAGGAGAAGAUCUGCAGGAAUGUAAGCUCCCUUUUUUCUGUUUCUCAUUGAAACAGCAGAGAGAAACAUGUCUGUGUGUCUCAGGGAUGAACUGACGGCUGUUUGACCGCAGAGUCCUGUUGCACAACCAGAAAAUGUUUCCUCAACACGAAGAAUGAAGCUCGGAGCGGCUUUAAAAACACGAUCUGAAAAAUGAUGGAGUUUUGUUGAUUUUCUGUGAGAGCUGCAGAGGUCAGGGCUGAACUCUGGACUCCACGUGUUUGAUCAGAUCUGACUUUUCAAACUGAACAAACAGCUCUGAUCAUGUGGGGACUGCGCAGGUCUGCUGCUCCCUGCACACACACACACACACACACUGAGCUUACGCUGAAGUACAAACAGACACAAAGCCUACAGGGCUAAAGAUAAUCACACCCACACACAUGUUGAAUGGAGCAGAUCUUCAUGAGUGACAGAAAUGUGCAGAAAAUCAAGAUUAAACACAAGUUACCUCUCGUGUGUGUGUGCAUGUGUGUGUGUGAUCUGCAGAUUUCUCUCUUCCGUUUAACCUUUUCUCCUGGUUUAGCUCUUUCACUGUCAUGCAUACAGACUCUGGGCCUCUUCCAGAGACCAUCUCAGAGUGGUUUCUGUUUGUGUGAGUGUUGUUUUGACUGAAGCAUCUUGAACCUCAGGUCACACUAAAUCCAAAAGUCUUUUUUUUUUCUCUUGGUAUGUUGAAUCUGGUCCAGACUCUAAUGGGCUCUUCCUGGGUCCAGUUUAUCUGCUCAGGAUUGGAUAAUCUGAAAACAGACAAACGGAGGCAGUGAUAGACGGCAGAUCUGGGGUUAGUUUGCAUUGUCGGAUGCAGAAGUGAAAGGGGAAGUUCAUUUGCGAAACAAAGACUUUUUUUUUUCUUCUGAGCGUGCCGGUCUGAUGCAAACCUGGCUCUAAGUUUCUGGAUCAGUCCAGUUUUUACCCUCAGACCGUUCAUGUGUUUUUUUUUCUGCCUCAGAUCCAGUCAUGGUCGACCGUAGGAUCCAGAUCGUGUGGCUUCAGCUACGAUCCCUCCCCUCCCGGCACGCUUCUCACAUCGUGGAUGAACAUCCGACUCAGUGACCUCUGACUUCUGACCCUAAAUGUAACUGAAAUCUGCCGUGAUGGGGAUCCUCAGCCUGCUGAGCCUCUCUGUGGUCCUGCUGAACUUCUUGAGCCCAUCUGAAACCGGACCGACCCCCAGAGUCUCCUUUAGUUUGGGUGAGUAAAGAUGGAUGUUGUCUUGUCAGUUAUUCGGGGACAGGAAAUAAUCAACUGUUUGCCGAAAACACAGAGAACUGCAGGAUGUCUUAAUGACCUGAUGAGAUGUUUCCUGUUUCAGAGCUCAGUCUGUGGUUCAACGCAUGUUCACUGUCUGACUAUCUUUAGAGUACGUGAUAACAAGACCGCUCAUGAUACCCUGAUAAUCCAACACCAGCCAGUGUAAAACCACAGUAACAUUGUUCUCAAAACUCUGUUAUCCUCUUUUGCACAUAUAUGAUUUCUCACUUCUCCUUUUGCAAAUUCAAAUUUUGCACGUCUGGCAUUGCAGGAAAAUGUCACUUCUGUCACUUCACAUGUUGUGUAUCUUUAUAGAAUAUGAAUACAUUGAAUAUUUAACAGUCAGUUGCAACAACAUCUAUUUUUACAAAUCUGAGUGUUUUUUAUUGUGCAUGUUAAUUUUUCUCAUUUUCAAUUCCAUAUUUCUUUUCUGUGCUUAGUUUCUCCUCCAUUUCUUUAUCCCUCUGUUUUUUAUGGACUCUGAUGUCUCUCCGUAAAGCUGCUGCUGAUGUUUUUGCAGAUGUUUUUUUCUCACCGUGAGCUUGUAACAGCUCAGGGUGUUGAUUGUCGUGUACGUUCAAAUAUCCUGACCCUACAUGUUCCUUGACGUGUCAACUAACAGGAAGUCCCGGGAGAUUUCUGACCCGCUUCAGCAGCCCUGACGUCAGUAACACCACCACCCUUCUGCUCAGCGAGGAUGGAGACGUGCUGUAUGUGGGAUCCAGGGACGCCGUGUUAGCUCUGGAUGUUAGCCACCAGGAUGCGAUCACGCUGAAGGGAAAGGUGGGGCAACGACAGAUGGAGUAACCUUAGUUUAUCCAAGAAAACACCAUCAGCUGCUUCUUUCACUUGAAUAAACUUCACCUGUUUCCCUUUAGCUGGACUGGAGCCCCUCAGAGAAAGACCUGGAACAAUGCUCGAUGAAGGGGAAAAAAAUGGUGAGUGAAUAAUUCAUCCUGAUAACUUAGAAUAAUUCAAACUACAGGCACAAAGUUACAUUCAGGAAACCAACAGAUUGUGCGUACACAAACUUAAAAACAUGAACAGGUGUCCUCAGAGUUGAAGUCUCUCUGCAGCAGCACCAAGCCGAUCCUCAAUAAACUCUUACUUUAAAUGUGCAAAUGGUCUACUUUGAUAAUUGCACGUAAAAUAAAGCAUGCUGCUAUUUGAAAUGUGAAUGCAGCUUGAAUGAGUCAUUUUUUUUGUGUGAGUUCUGACAGUGCAGACGUCUGUUCAGUGAUGUAACUCCUGUAUAUCAGAGCUGAAUCCAAAGUUCCGCUGCAGACUCUCUCUCUCUCUCUCUCUCUCUCUCUCUCUCUCUCUCUCUCUCUCUCUCUCUCUCUCUCUCUCUCUCUCUCUCUCCAUUUAGUGAACUUUUGUCUCUCAGUUAUGUAACCAGACGUCUGUUUGUUGUUUCACAGUCCGACUGUCCGAACUUUAUCCGAGUCCUGCAGUUCUUGAACAGCAGCCACAUCUACGCCUGCGGGACGUUUGCCUUCAGUCCACGCUGCACCUACAUCGUAUGUUUGUUUGCACACACGUGCAGACUGAUCCCUGACUGUUCACUCAUUCAGAAUUUUAACAGAUGAAAAGUAUCGACUCUGAGCUUUCACUGAGACAUGAGUCUGACUUUAUCAUCUCUGUGCAGAAUUCAGAGACGUUAACAAUGAGCCUGAAGCCUGACGAAGGCCGAGGUCGCUGCCCGUAUGACCCCUACCAACGAAACACCGCCAUCAUCGUAGGUGAGGAUUUUAUGUUUUCAGUCACUUAAUGCAUCAGAUUUUGGCUGCCAGUUUGCACCUACGACGGCUCCAACCACAUCCACACAACACUCACAAUCAUACACCAGUGGAGGACACACACUGGGAGCAAGGUGAGUUAAGUGUCUUGCCCAAGGACACAAUGGCCAGACUAGGAAUAGGGUGGGGAUCGAACCGCCAACCGGUCAUUGGUCUACCUCCUGAGCUACUGCCACCAACCUUAGGAAACCUUGAAAUCCUGAGUCUGGAUUUUUCAGGGGCAUUCAUAGAUCUUCUGUCUCUAAAUUGUUCCUGGUGGUAUCUUGUAGAUCCUGGGUCACUGCUUCAUAUUAAAGAAAUGUUUUCGUGUUUUAGGUCUUUUCUUGAAGAAAGUUUCCUCUCUUUAUAUUUGACCAUCGCCCCCGGAACUAAAGCCUUUUUCUCCCUCAGAUGGAGAGCUGUACACCGGGACGGUUGCUGACUACAGAGGAAACAGACCUGUGAUCUCCAGACACCUGAGCGAGGGCAGACGAGUCGACCUGAAGCUGGAUGACACGUUAGGAUGGCUGGAGGGUCAGUGUGCAGAUUCUUCGAGUUAUUUAGUGAUCAAAGGAAAAACUAGUUUAGGCCACAGCAUCAGGACUCUUGGUGCUCUUACAGGUGAAUUUUCACAAACUAACAUCUCUGACAUCCUGUCUCUGUAGAUCCGACCUUCAUCAGUUCCACUGUUGUUCCCGAUGAGGAGAAGAUCUACUUCUUCUUCAGUGAAGUGGGCAGAGAGUAUGACUUCAUCGACAAAUUCAUCGUCUCUCGAGUCUCCCAGAUCUGCAUGGUGAGAAAAAAGUGAAAAGACUCCAGAACCUGGUCUGCUGGCUUCUCUAAGGUUUGCAGAGGGUUGGAGAAAGAAGAGCGGAGGACACACAAUGAGAAACAUGAAUUUGGAACUACUUUAUACAAACAUGUUAGUGCGUGACAUUGUAAUGAGUGUGUUGAGGAUUGUCCAUCCAUCAGAAUCUGUCUCAUCUACUUUGUGUCUGAACAGUUUUGGAGUCGUUUGUUCUUCUGGCUCUUCUUUGCUGUUCCUGCUGAGUUUCAUCCUCGCCUCUGAAAUGUAAAAGUCUUUAAAUCCUGUAAGAGGUUUUCUUUAAGGAGCAUAGAUGGAGCUGGUUAAAAUCUGAUGUACACUCUUGGUUUAAUUCACAGCUCUGUUGUUCAGACUUAAACUGGCCUUUUUCCAGGUUGAUAGUUUGUGACACUAAAAGAAGUCUGAAUCAGCUACAUGUUAGGAGGAAAUCCCCCCCGAGUCAUGUUUAUAAAAUCAGAGCAGCCUAUAAUCCAGAGACUGUGCAUGUAUGUGGAGCUAAAGGAAAGAGCUGUAUAAUUUUAACCUGGGCUUCAACUCUCAGGUGAGCAUGACCCGAAGGACAGACUAAUCCACUUGAUGUGUCUGACUCACAUGGAAAACUUCCAGAGUGGAGAGAGUCUACACACACACACACACACACACACACACUCAGAGUUUUAAAUGGAUGUUGCUGACUCAGCUCCAAACUCAGAUCAGCUUCGGAGAAACAUCAGGACAGUUUGUGAACCCAGUCAGUCGUGACAGCCACCAAACACUGAGUCAUCCCCUGAGUCAGUGUGUUAAGGUGUUGUGUCUCUGUCUCUCUUGGGAUGGAGGUGUGUGUUUGUGUGUGGGGGGAGGGUCUCGCUGUGAUAAAGCAGAUUUAGUCAAACUUUGUGUUUUUUGCUCUUUUGUUCAUCAGAGUGACAUCGGGGGUCAGCGGACUCUUCAGAAACGCUGGACCACAUUCGCUAAAGCUCAGCUGCUGUGUCAGGCCGACAAUGAGCUGCCGUACAACGUCAUCCAGGACAUCGACACCCUCCUGCCAGCAGAGGGCGCUCCUGCAGACGACACGCUCUUCUAUGGCAUCUUCACCUCCCAGUGGUCAGUCAGCUACACAGCUGUUACACCAACUAUGUAGAAACACCAGACAGACUUGUGUUUGAAUGUGAAACAUCUGCAGCUCAGUCCUGAAGGUGUCUCGGUCAAAGGUCAAGUUUCUGUCCCUGACAGGCUCAGAGUAUGAGCAGUAUUUGGUGGAUGGAUUUAUUCAAAGAUCCCAGAAUAAUCUUAGUCAUACCCGUUAAAAAUCAGCUGACCGAGGCGCUGAUUGCCCCUCUGAAAACAUCAGACUCUUUAAACCUUCAGAUCAGACUGAAUGAGUCUCAACAUCCUGUGGACUUUAACGUCUGUCUUUAUUUUUCCAGGUCUGUGAACUCUGGUCGCUCAGCCAUCUGCUCCUUCCGUCUCAGCGACAUCAAAUCAGUUUUCUCUGGGAACUACAAAGUCCUGAACCGGGACACUUUACAGUGGAGCACACGGGUUCAGGAGAAGGUCGCCAACCCUGGAGAGGUAAUGAUUCCCUCUGACUUAAAGCAAGAAAGAGGCUGAAACACAGGAGACACUGAGUAAUGAGGACUUAAGAGUAUAACAGGCUGAGUUCAUCUUCCAGUUUUUAGAGGAAACUUCUGUUGACCCGGUUUUCUGAAGUUCAGACCUUCUUCAUGUUUGGUCCAUUUCUGUCUGUAAAGGCAGACUCAAAGAGAGUGGAGCUCUUCGAUUUUAAAACUCCUAACCUGAGUUCAAACCAGCGUCCUUAACCAAACCGUUUAGUCUGAGUUUGAAACUCUCUGCCUUUACUUGGAAGAAGGGUCUGCUAAUUAUUCAAAGGUGUGACUCAGCAAGAUUCAGACCAAUCUGGUGUCCUCUGUGAUUAGAGUCAGGUGAUUCUGCAGGCGGGUGAUCAUUAGCAUGGCUGAUAACUUCCUGUCUGUUAAACGAGUCAGUGCAGAUCAAUCAAUUUACUGAUUGAGACUGUCAUCCUAUCUAGUGUGGUCUUCACAACGCAUCCGAUAACGCCCUCCGCUUCGUCAAAGAGAACUUCCUGGCGGACGACAGCGUGCGGCCGGUGGGGAGGACACUGACCAUGGUGUCACCCGAGCACAGGUACAGUCACCUGAGCGUGCAGAGAGUCCAGGCUGCGAACCACCGAGACUACACCGUCCUGUUCCUGCUCACAGGUGAGCUCAGCUGACAAAGUUCAGAAGUUUAAAGUUUGGCAAAACUCGCCGCUAGUUCGUUAAAAUCUUCACCUCUGCAUCCAAACUGAAGGAGUAAAGAGGACACGCCUCCUGUUGUGUUGUUGUGACCUGCUGUAACGCUCCUGGGUCUUAUUACUGUGUUUUUGAGGUCACCAGGGGGCGCUUAUGGGCAUUCAUGCUGGACUAAAACAUUAGGACUCAUAGAUGUUUCCAUGUUACGCUACGUAGUAUUGUUCACGGAGGAUGUUUAAACCCCAGUCCUGAGUUAACCCAGGUUCCUGGUCCUCCCUUUGUUUAACCCUGACCUCUGUGUCGUUUUGUCCCUCUGUGUUCAGAGUCCGGUUACCUGCACAAAGCCGUGCUGCUGCAGAGUGGCGCCCACAUCAUAGAGGAGGUUCAGGUGUUCGAGCAGCUGCAGCCUGUCAAGAGUCUGAAGCUCUCCAUCCCACAGGUACAAGAGUCUGAAUUAAGCAGCAACAAAUAUGAAUAAUCUAACAGUCCAUAAGCAUGCUCAGUCUGACCCACCAGGCUGGAUCACAAAGGUGUGUUUUGAUCGAUUUGUGUAAUUUAGUUAGGGUGACCAUAUUCUGACUUCCCAUAAAGAGGACACGACCACGUGGGGGCGGAGUUGCGAAGUCGCACAAAGUUAAUUUUGAGUUUUUUGGGUCGGAUCGAGUGUCUUUUACGAGCUUCUAACUCAGUUAAUCCAUGUGACACAAAAUCGAAACUUACAUACAAAACCGCAGACAUUUGAAGGAUUUUAUCAACUUCCCCGGACAAACCCGAACAGCCCCCAAAAAAGAGGACAUGUCCGGGUAAAAGAGGACAUAUGGUCACCCUAAAUUAGUGGCAUUUCAAUUGUUACAAAAACAACAAUGAUCUCAGAGGAAGGUUGUGGUUAGAGUGGUCUGAAUGCAACACAUACAGGUCAGGUCUUUGGUCUUCUCUUCUCUGGUUAAGCGUUUUUCUCAGACAUGGUGCUGACACACCGAUCACACAGCUGCUCUCACCUCCUUCAAACACUGUCAAAAAAGAGAAGUGUGAAACAGUCUGCUAGUCACAGGAAGUCUGUCUCUGCUCCUUCCUGCUUCUCUGACCUAAUUUAAUCUGGUUCAGUUCACUGACACAAAAACUUUUGAAACUCUGACAUUCUAAAACACUAUAACCCUUAAAACUCUAAAAGGUUUAAACUCUCAAAGGCUUACACUCUGAAACCAUAAAACUGAAACUUUGAUCUCUAAAACUCUUAAACCAGAAGUCUGAAAAUUUGAUCUCUGACAAAUUAACAGACAAUAUCUUAUUAUUCUACACUUGGAACAAAGUAGAAACCUGGAAUAUUAAUCUCAGUCAGAGUGUAAAACUCUAAAAGUGUUUGUUUGUUUGUUGCAGUGCAGUGAUCUUUAGAAAUCCCACUUGCUUCGCAUCAACACUAAGUAGUGACAGUCUCAUGGUUGUCAGGGUGUAGUUUCAGGCCCCACGGACUUCCUGUCACUCAGGUGUUCAGGAUUAUUCCCCGAGUUCGUUUACAGAGAGCCGAGAAACCCAUCAGAGUCAGCCCCCUCUCUGAUUUGUCUUUUUCCAACAACAGAAUUUAAAGUUUGUGCUUCUGGUGGUUCAUAGAAAACUCAUAUCUAACUCUGAGUGUGUUCACCUGCAGGGUGUGAUCUACGUGGGCACGUCAGAGGGGGUGGUGAGGAUCCCCACUUCCAACUGUUCGGUGUACUGGACCUGUCCUCAGUGUAUCCUGGCCCGAGACCCGUUCUGUGGCUGGGAGCCGAACAGCCGAGUCUGUGUUGAGGUCAAAUCCACAAAGAUCCCCCUGUGAGUGCCACUGUCUCCUGUUAUUAUUAACUCAGAGAUAUUUCUUACUGUGUUCAAGUAGCAAUGCUGAUCUACCUGUGCAGGGAUGACAACAUCUCAAUAGUUUUGACUCUUUUCCUAAUUGUUUAGUGUUUCUUUGCUGCCAUUUGCUUAUUAUGUGCCAUCCAACUAUAUCUACUCUGAUCCAGGGUUUAGGAGAGAAUUCAUACUGUUAAUACUGCAGUCAAAGUUACUCUAAAAUGCCGUAAACUUUCUCUUAAGUUGAACAAAAGCUGAGCUAAAAUGCUCUGAAGUUCAUCUUAAAUUGCUCUGAAGUUGAUCUAAAGUGGAUCUUAACUGGUUCUGAAGUUGAAAAAAAGUUGAUCUGAAGUUGAUCUAAAAUUGCUCCAAAGUUGAUUUAAACUUGCUGUUAAGUUGAGCUAAACUUGCAAUGAAGUUGAUCUAAAAUUGCUCUGAAGUUGAUCUUAAGUUGAGUUAAACUGGCUCUGAAGUUGAUUUAAAGUUUAUCUAGAAUUGCUCUGAAGUUGAACAAAAGUUGAUCUAAACUUGCGCUUGAGUUAAACUUGCUAUGAAGUUGAUCUAAAAUUGCUCUGAACUUCCUCUUAAGUUGAGCUAAACUUGCCAUGAAGUUGAUCUAAACUUGCUCUGAACUUCCUCUUAAGUUGAGUUAAACUUGCUAUGAAGUUGAUCUAAAAUUGCUCUGAAUUUAAACAAAGGUUGAUCUGAAGUGGCUCUGAAGUUGAACAAAAGUUGAUCUGAAGUUGAUCUUAAGUUUCUCCAAGGUUGAUCGAAAGUUGAUAUGAAGUUGCUCUGAAAGUUGCCCUAAAUUUUGGUGCUCUCUGACUGUCUUUUGUCUCAGGGUUCAGGACGUGGACAGGGGGAACGUGGAGGAGGCGUGCAGCAGCGUGUCUCUAACACACAGAUCCAGAUUCAGCUCCACCAAACUCAGUGCAGGUGAGAUUCACUUUUACCUGCUGCUCUGACAGCUCUGACCUCUGGAGCUGUAAUGUGGUGUGCUGCACAGCUCUGUUACAGCCAGAAAGACUCCCCCCCUGAGUUAUCAAAUUAUUUCACAAAACCAACAAUAUUUAAGGAAAUGUUUAACCAGUUUGUGAAAGUAUUUCAUGAGAGAGAUUUUCACUACUGGACUAGUGGUGAUGAUGUAAUCUGUAUGUCAGCCUUAUGUCCUGCAGGUGAACUGGUCUCAGUCUCUCUGAACGAGGUGGUCCGGCUGCAGUGUCCCCCAUCUUCCCGUCUGUCCCAGCAGCAGUGGGAGCGUCCAAACAGCCGUCUGUCCCCAGACCUGUACCUGCACCUGGAGGAUGGCAGCCUAAGCUUCGUGGCCACGCCCACCACGCUCGGUCACUACCUGUGCCUGUCAACGGAGAACAGCUUCCAACAGACCAUGGCCAUCUACCACGUCAAGCAGAAGAGCAGCAACCCCCCGCCCAGCUCACACCCCAUCACACAGGCAGGGGGCCGUCUGGGGCCAAGACUGCUGACCUCUGAAGGGCCCCAGAGGACAGAGUCAGAGCCAGUACCAGAAGCAGAACAGGCAGAGCCCACACAGUCCAGUAAGAACCCUCAGACUCCCACCAGUGAGGCUAAAGACUCCCCUCGGUGGACGGAGGAGUCAGGACCCAGGGGGUCUGAGUUUGGGAAGGAGAGGCCCCUGAUGUGGUCUCGAGGCCCCUGUUAUCUAAAGGAGCUGGUGGUGGUGUCGGUGCUGUUGGUGCUGUGCAUCAGCCUGCUCAUCACUGUGCUGCUGUACGUCUUCAGACAGCGCUGCCGCAGCCGCACCACCAUCCAGGCGGGGACGCCGCCCAGGGACAGCGGGUCCCCCGUAGAGCAGGAGGCCCUCAGGGGCCACUGUGGGAGCAAACGUAAUGGAAAGGCCCUGCACAGUGGACAGGGAGGAAUGGUCUGUAAUGGGGCUCUAACGGGGUCUAACGGACAUUUACCCAACACCCCAAUCUGACUGUUACACUCACACUGUUAUACCUGAGAGACACCUGUUACCAUGGUGACUGACAGUCAGCAUAGUGUGAGCAGCCAAAGAGGCAGUACCACAAUUGAGGAGGACAGUGUUAAAAUGAUGAUGUACAUUCUUAAAGACUGAAACAGACAAACAAAGUCAUAGAGACACAUGAAGACACAAAGACACAAAUAGACAGAGACACAUAGACACAGCUGUAUCAUGACAGUCUGUAGUUUGUCUCUGUCUCUAAAUGUCUCGUAAUGUCCCUCACUGUCUUUGUUUGUCUUUAAAUGUCUCUGACUGUCUCUGUGUCUGUCUGUCUUUUCACUGUUGAAGCUUUAAAACACAGGAUGGAGCUUCUCCCCUACAGCUGAACUGUUUCUCUGAAGGGUCAGGGUCUGAUUCACUGACUGGAUUAAUACAUGACCGUCACAUCAUCCCCUCCUGCUGUACAACAGCAACUCAAAAAACGAUUGGGAUCCUGCUUCAUAAAACACAUUUUGAUGGUUUGCAAACCACAUAAAGCCAAUGUAUAAUUGAUAGCAAAGUAACAUCAGCAAAUCAAAAGGUGUUUGGAAAGGUGUAAACUCUUGGAGGAUUGUAGGUACUCAAUAGUCCAGGGUCUCCUUUGUCCUAUUUUUGGUGUCAUGAUGGUCCAAAUGUUUUCAAUGGGGGACAAGUCAGGACUGUAGGCAGGCCAGUUUAGCAGCAGGACUCUUCUACUACAGAGCCAUGCUGGUGUAAUCCCUGCAGAAUGUGGUUUGUCAUUGUCGUGCUGAAAUAUGAAGGUCUUCCCUGAAAAAGUCAUUUUCACUUGUUUUUCAGUCAUGUUGCUGCGUCAAAUUUAAAAUAAGCAGAUAGUACUUCAAUUUUAACAUUUGAUUUGUUAUCUUGCAUCAUUUCAAUGACCAUCGAAGUCUGUUUUUAUCAGCAUUCAUCUCUUAUUGAAUUAUUAAGGAGCCAAAACUUAAAACAGAAACAUGUCUGAGAAACAUUGAUUUGACCUGUUUGUUGAUUUAUGGUGAGACCAUUGUCCCAUCUGUUAACAUGGACAAGGCAGGUUUAAUACAAAUACUGCAGUCAGUCAGCAGGAUGAACUCUUAAUGAACUCCAAAUAUAUUUAUUUUAAGAAAGGUUUCAUUGUGUUCAUCGUUUUAUCCAGUCUAUGAUUUUAUUUAAAGCCAGGGACUGCUGCAGUGAUUAAUCCCUUAUAUUCUAAGAGAUCUUAUGAAACAAACUUGAUCAGAUAUCAUAGAUUUUUUAAAACUUUAUUAUGUGGAGGGAGAAGUGUAAGGGCCUGUUUUUAUCACUUAUUUUCAAAGUUGUUACACCAAACUCUCACUGAAAAUGUGUUGUUGUUUGCCAAAUAGAUUUUGUAAAACUAUGAUGAUGCCCUGAGUUAGUGAAGAAGGAUGUUUUAAAGAACCAAUGUUACAUCGAAGCCAAAAUACAAGUGUAAAAUGAAUGCAGUUCCCCUCUUGUCCACUAGAAGCUGUGUCCUGUAGUUAGCCAGUCCCUGUUGCAUCAGAAAUAAACAUCAUGCCAGCCUGAAACAAAAACUGUUU
Messenger RNA from Xyrichtys novacula (pearly razorfish), 13831 nucleotides. The record is from the annotation of a GenBank genome assembly. NCBI's taxonomy places the organism in Eukaryota, Metazoa, Chordata, Actinopteri, Labriformes, Labridae.